Messenger RNA from Uncinocarpus reesii 1704, 642 nucleotides. RefSeq lists its product as uncharacterized. The record is from RefSeq and is a predicted model, not a curated record. The coding region runs from base 1 to 642 and encodes 213 amino acids. NCBI's taxonomy places the organism in Eukaryota, Fungi, Ascomycota, Eurotiomycetes, Onygenales, Onygenaceae. The transcript is spliced from 2 exons.
AUGGCUUUUCAGGAUGGGAACAAAUACCAGGGUAUCCAAAGCAAAAGAAUGAGGAUGCGUAAUAAGAAAAAGGUAGGCCGCCUGCUUCUUUACUGUGACUAUUUGCAAUCUAACGUUUCAAAGCAAAAGAAAGCCCAAAGGGAGACCGACCUUCCCCUGAAUCAUUCGCAGAAUGCUCCAGGAUGGGAAAAGGGAAAUCACUUUAAGGCCAAUGAGGGCAAAAGUGGACUAUACUUUCAAGGCAGCCACGAGACUGGCAUUGAAAACACUGACAGCUGUUAUUGGAAUUCUGGAAUUGUUGGCUACAAUAUCCAUGACGGAGUUGGGGAUGCCUGCGCUUUUCCAGAUACAUCUUGGUGCACAGCCAGUCAAGAGCACUACGCGUACUAUCCAAUUGAUCCUUGGUAUGGAUAUUGGCCGUACGGCCCAUACGCCUCCAUGACCCACGACUAUGAGUUCAAUGCUGCGGCUACCGCUCCUGAGUCAUUCCAACUCCGUGCAGAGGCACCAGAAUUUAUCCCUACCGGACAAUCCUUUUCCUCCAAUGAUGGCGAGACUGAAGGUCCCGUCCGAUCGGACAGUGUUCCCAUGACCGAGGAAAUGGCGGAAGCGCGGAUCCACAAACGUUAUGUUACGAUUUGA